GAAGGACAAAAAUGUCCACAGAAAUCAGCGGGACCUGCUGCCGCUCCGCUGACCGGCUCACCUUGAUUCCUCGCCGCUGGCGUCGCCGGAACCGAUUCGACCAUGCCCAGCCAAAAAGAUGUAGAGGGAGAGGGAGGAGAUACGGCUCAGGGGGGCGACGAAAUGGUUCGACGAAUCCGAGGGCUUCGAUCGGCUUCAUCACCCCCGACGACGGCGGACGGCCUCUUGCCGACGGCCAGCAGGUCGGUCGAGUUCGCCGUCGCCCAAGGCGCCAAAGGCCCUUCCGCGGCGGCCGUCGACGUUACCUCCUUCCGACCUGCCUCGAAUUGGAACCCAAACCAUCAGGUAAUUGGAGUAUAUUCAGUAAAAAAAGGAGAUAAUGUUGCUGGGGUAUAUAUGUGCAAUUCGAUCAGCACCCGGCCAUUAGUUCUUCUUCCUCCAUUUCCUGCAGGGCUAUGGUGUAAACCAACUCGCGUUGACCCUCCGACCCAAGUGGAUUUCCAGGUUAAUUAGUUUCUGUGUUGCUAGAUUGAUGGGACGUCAAAAGAUCAAGCUUGUAUUGUCCUAGCAGGAUAUAGAGAAUACUGCUAUAUACCAUGGAGAGCACAAGCAACACAACAAGGGAGUUUACACUCAGGUUUUUACAAGACAUUACAAACAAUUUUUCCCAGGAGCACAUAAUUGGUUCUGGUGGAUACGGAGUAGUUUACAGGGGAGUACUGGAAAACGGGGACGAGAUUGCAAUCAAGAAGCUUCACAACAUGCCGGGGCUUGACGACACGCAAUUCAGGAAUGAGUUUAAUAACCUUAUGAGGGCCCAACACCAAAAUAUUACCCGGUUAGUUGGCUACUGCUAUCAUCAAGGACAUGAACGUAUGAAGUACAAUGGUGAAUAUAUUUUUGCUCAUGUGGAGGAAAGAGCUCUCUGCUUCGAAUACCUGCAGGGUGGAAGCCUUGACAAGUAUAUUUCUGAUGAAUCCCGCGGACUCGAUUGGUGCACGCGUUAUAAGAUUAUUAAGGGAGUCUGCGAAGGUUUAAAUUACCUUCACAAUGGAUACAAAGAUCCUAUUUAUCAUAUGGACUUAAAACCAGCAAAUAUAUUGUUGGAUAAGGACAUGACGCCGAAAAUUGGAGAUUUUGGUUUAUCAAGACUCUUUCCUUCAGCAAAUACCUUCACCACGAUAAAAAUUAUAGGAACUCCCGGAUACAUGCCACCAGAAUACAUCGAGAAACACGAAAUCACACCCAAGUUUGAUGUAUUCAGUUUGGGUGUUAUAAUCAUAAGAGUAGUAGCAGGAGAUGAAGGCUUUUCCAAAAGUGCAAAUAUGUCUUCCCAAAAAUUUGUUCGGCAUGUACAUGAAAACUGGCGCAAAAGAUUUCAUGAGACAAUGUCAUCGCAUACAUCACAGGAAGUUAUGACUUGCAUUGAAAUAGCGUUAAGAUGUGUGGAGGCUGACCGGGUGAGAAGACCUACCAUAAGUGAUAUUGUCAUUGAACUGAAUAAGAUUCAUACUGUCAAAAGUUUACGCCAGAUCGUUAGCUUACGAAGCAAGCAGGCCUUCAGCCAGUACUCGAGCUCAAUCACAAGUCCUCUUGAAAUGGUGCCUCCAAACAUGGUUCGUUCAGCUUAUCCAUUGGGGGGACGGAGGUUCAGUUACAAGGAACUCAAGCGCAUCACAAAUAACUUCAACACUGUAAUCGGAAGGUGUGGUUUUGGCUUUUCCUAUGUUGGACGUUUGGAAGAUGGUACUUGUGUUACUGUGAAGAUCCACUCAGAGACAUCUUCACAAGGGGAUACCGAGUUUUUGGCUGAGACUCAACACCUUGCCAGGGUUCAUCACAGGAACUUGGUCUCCUUAAUUGGUUACUGCAAGGAUAAUAAACGUCUAAGCCUGUUCGGGAAAAAAAGGAAACAACUAAGUGUUGUCUAUGAGUACAUGGAUGGGGGAAACCUACACGACCGGCUAACAGGUAAAGAACCCCUUAGUUGGCUGCAACGGCUUGGGAUCGCGUUGGACUCUGCCUAUGGACUGGAGUACCUGCAUAAAUCUUGCAGCCCGCCAUUGAUCCACAGAGAUGUGAAGGCUGUGAACAUCCUUCUUACCAGAAAUCUCGAAGCGAAGUUAUCAGGCUUCGGGCUGACAAAGGCUUUUAGCAGUGACGAGACAAGCAUAACCACCCAAGUUGCUGGUACCAUCGGAUACCUAGACCCAGAGUACUUCGAAACCUCCCGUGUAAGCGAGAAGACCGACGUGUACAGUUUUGGUGUCGUUCUCCUGAUACUCAUCACGGGCCAGCCAGCAAUCAUCACCAUCAACGACUCUGAGAGAAGCACCAUCACGCUCUGGGUGCGAAACAGGCUCUCCAAGGGUGGUAUCGAGAAUGUGAUUGACCCCACGAUACAAGGGGACUGUGACGUCGACUCAGUGUGGAAGAUGGCGAAGCUGGCCCUGCGGUGCACGGAGAAUGUGGGGCUGGACCGGCCGACGAUGACAGAGGUCGUGGAGAGGAUCAACGAGAGCUUACUUCUUGCCCGCCGGCAGGCUGAAAGUCCUGAGUAUGAUUCAACGAGUAACUAGCUCAGCGUCCUGUGCAUUGCAGUGGAAUAGCAAACGAUAUAUAUGACCGAAGGAAAAUGACGUUUAUGAACUUGUGUUUAAGCGUGGUUUUCAACCAUUUCGUAGCAAACAUACAGCCUAUUUUGCCGUUGUCUUCAUUUCGAUUGGUCAGUAAUCAGACUCUUGAAUUUCCAUCUGAUGGGCUAAAAUGACCCAAACCUUAUCUUCGUCU
Molecule: messenger RNA, 2790 nt
Organism: Brachypodium distachyon (stiff brome)
Lineage: Eukaryota; Viridiplantae; Streptophyta; Magnoliopsida; Poales; Poaceae
Product: probable LRR receptor-like serine/threonine-protein kinase At4g20450
Exons: 13
Coding region: 597-2579 (660 amino acids)
Biological process (GO): protein phosphorylation
Molecular function (GO): ATP binding; protein kinase activity
Source: RefSeq, a predicted model, not a curated record